Trametes versicolor FP-101664 SS1 is the source of this 672-nucleotide messenger RNA. RefSeq lists its product as uncharacterized. Lineage: Eukaryota; Fungi; Basidiomycota; Agaricomycetes; Polyporales; Polyporaceae. Bases 1 to 672 code for a protein of 223 amino acids. The transcript has a single exon. The record is from RefSeq and is a predicted model, not a curated record.
AUGACGCUCUCCGACCUGGUCGAAUGCAUGCAAAACGUGACUUCCGUUCACCUCUCCGGCUCCCUGCGGAGAAUAUCCAUCACGCCAGGCUUCUUGCCACGCAAACCCCGCAGAGUGCGCCCGGGUAGAACUCGUGCGUCGUGGGCAAGCGGCUUGCGCCCCAGCCCGACGCUUCUGCAGCUCGAGCACCUCGAGUUGUCGCUAUCCCCAAGCCUGUUCGCGCUGUCCUUGACCGACGACGACGCGCUCGCCAUCGCACACGCCAUGCCCCGUCUGCGCAGCCUCGCCAUUGGCAACCGCCACUCCCGUGACGUGGGCAUGCCCUCCCCGCACGCGCUCCUCCACUUUGCGAAAUACUGCCCAGACCUGGGACAGCUGUCGCUCCAAUGGCUCGAGGGCACGCCGAUUCCGGAUCUAGGGGCUGUCCGCCUCACUACACCCCCACGCGCGCACGGGCUACGUUCCCUGUGUUUGUCGGCGGAUUAUAAGUCAGCGGUGGAUGCGCCGGACGCGCUCGCGGAGCUCCUCGACUAUCUGUUUCCACGCUUGACAAUUCAGCCGAAUAAGUUAACUUCAAUCUGCACUUGGGGCGAGACCGCCCGUCGGCUUGUGCUGCUCCAGCGCAAGAGAUGGGAAGCUGUAGGUGUUUCCGGCAGCCCUGUGGUACCCUGA